Messenger RNA from Rhizoctonia solani, 2490 nucleotides. Its product is annotated as glycosyltransferase family 31 protein. Lineage: Eukaryota; Fungi; Basidiomycota; Agaricomycetes; Cantharellales; Ceratobasidiaceae. Bases 1 to 2490 code for a protein of 829 amino acids. The record is from RefSeq and is a predicted model, not a curated record. The transcript is spliced from 3 exons.
AUGAUCCACAUUGCUCCCAAGUCGGUUGCGUCUGACUCUGGGACCACCGCCACAUCGCCCCCAUUUUCUCCGUUUUCGCCGGCUACAAGUGUGGCGAGCGACAACACAGGCACGUCCGAUGACCACUCGACAGAGCCCGCCGACUUGGGCGCCUUUCAGUCGGUGUUCCGGGCCUUGUCUCAACUCCAGGUUUCCCAUCCGCCUCGUACUAUGACGUCCCUCGCUACUAUUCCUGCCGUUGAAGAAGACGAUGAUGAUGAUGACGACGACACAGACCGGAACUUCAACUCGGACGACGAUAGCGACCGCUGGGCAUCCGCACUCGAUGAUGAGCAGGAUGUAGAGGGCGAGGAUGUGGUCACCCCCAGUCGGGACCAACAUCAUAAGUUUGAAUCGUCUGAUACUGAAGGAGCAAGCAGUAAGAACACCGACGAGAGCUCAGACGAACAAGUUGCUGCUGCGUAUACGUACGAUGUUGAGAGUGCCGUUGAAGCCGAGGACAGCCGAACUAUUUGGAACCACGAACCGAUCGCGUCUUACCUUGUUAGCGCCGCCACCCCAGCUCCGGACCGUCAAGCCGCUAAAUUGAGGCAGCUUGGUGGAGAAUAUGGCUCCAGGGGCGGAAGGGGAACGUAUGUUGAUGCCGACCAAUCGGUCCCUACCAGUUUCACAAUUACCCACGAAGCACUUCUUAGCCAGACGCACGCACUCGCUGAACAGACAUUUGUACAACCGCCAGUUCAACCUCAAACAUAUAGUACGGAAGAAUCAUCUCCUGCUCCUUAUUAUACUACAAGCCGUCGGGCGGCAUCAGGUCUUCCCCCUGUAUACAUCCCACCUACGUCGACCGUCCCACUCAACCAACACGUCCCUCGCACACCCGGGCCAGGGGAUCCCAACCUUGGCGCUCUCGAACAAGCUCUCGAGUUUUUGGCCGCAGAACGCACGCGUGUGGCGAGCCAACUUGAUUCCUCUAUCGAAGAAUAUGCCUAUCGUACGACUGAAGGCAAACGCCGCAGACGCAAGCGCAAAAAAGGCGUGCGAGACGAACCCCCAGUCCCACCGGGCGUGACACUCGCGCUCGCCCGGUCCACGUCAAACCUUCAUUUGAACAAGGUCCCCACCCCCGUGCGAAGCGGAAACAGCAACAAUUCUGGGUCAGCACACGAAAGAACCGACACGGCUGUGCCUUCUCCCUCGGAAGGAACGUCAUUUUCUUCCUCGUCUGCGGAUCCGAGAAACGUGCGCAGGUCAUACUUGCAUGAUGCGACGGAGGUCCCGCCUGUCCCCGCCCUUCGUCAGCAACAACGUCGUCCGAGCACCGGGACUGCUUACUCCGCCGGACCAGGGAUCAGUUCGAACAUGUUGGCGCAUGAGAUUAUUGCUUCGUAUAGUGUUCCGACUCCCCCGCCUACAGGCCGUCGCGGGGCUCGUCGUACUCAGGGGCGCGGGAACAGCGUAGAGAUACAGCAAGUGCCUGCAUACGCGCCUCGUAUACCAGGCUACGAUCCUCGAAACGCCCCACCCGUCGAUCCUCGUGUACAAUCGAUCGGGCAACGUUUGAACGGUGGAUCAGGGUCCGGGUCGUCUCCUACGAAUAUGGAACAGCAGAACGGAGAGAACAAGGUCGCUCGGCUAAGGAUGUUGGCCAAUACACUUGCAAGGCAUUUCCCUGAGGACGCAGGCGCUCUUAGGAGAGCUGCUGAAGGCGGAGGAGGGACUGGAUUUGAGCGGCAAGAGAACUUGUUGUAUGUGUUUGUUGAUCACUCUAAUAUUUUGGUUGGUUUCCUCGAAUAUUUAAAGAAGAACCCGCAAUUGCUUCGCCCCUCGGUCGGAUCUCCCAGACGCCUGAAGCCCAAGAUCUUGCAUACCGCGCUGGUACUCCUGCUUGAACGUGGUCGACCAUGCGCACGUCGAAUCCUGGUUGCCAGCUCCCCGUUGCACCAGCCCCUGGAUGGGGUUGUUGGGAUGGGGUAUGAAGUGAGCGUUCUCCAACGGGUCGAAAUUAAGGAAGGAGAUGGUGCAUCGCCUUCGCCUCGUCCACGACGACCAGGGGAAAUCGGUUCGAGCGAAGACGAUAGGAAUAACCCCGGCGCCCCUUCUCUGGCACGUACCAACUCAUCAGCUCGCAAGACUCCAAACCAUCGGCGCACGCCAUCCGACAAUAGUCGUCCGCGUUAUCGAGAAGAAGCCGUCGAUGAAUUACUCCAGCUCAAACUCUUGCAGACCAUCUUGGACACUCCACCCGCGACAAUUGUACUCGCUACGGGCGACGGCGCGUCUUCCCAGUUCAACCCUGACGGAUUUGUUGGAUGCGUCAGGCGCGCGGUCGAGCGUGGGUGGACAGUUGAGCUUGUCGGAUGGGAAGAAGGCGUCAGUCGGGCAUGGCGUGAACUUGAAAGGGACGUCGCGGGCAGAGGUCCCAGGGCCAAGGGAGGGUUCAGGAUCGUUGGACUCGAGCGGUGGGUUGGCGAGUUAAUUGAUUUGUAG